UGGGGUUGCUGGCCUACGGUAAUAUACCGUUCUCCUGAGAUAGCCGGAUAUGUGUCUGUCGCUGACCGCUAGUUUUUGAUAAUAAGGCAAGUCAAAGGCGAGCGUUAUUGCCUUUGAGCUAUCAAUCGUUUUGGCGUCUAUUCUAUAUUCAGGCCGUUGGGAUACUCCAGCCUUCCACCCCUGGAGCCCAGCGAUGUUUACUAAGGGUUGGGUGGCUGGGAUGGGUGAAUCUCUCCGUAUUUACUAAAUGGACCGUAAUGCAUUUGAGCCACUUUAGGCUUGUUGAUCUGCCGUUGAUUGGGUGGGUUCAGGAAGGGAUUUCCCAAUUAAAAAGCCGUUCGCUAUAUAGAUCACUCACAGUGUUUAUGACAUAUCAUGGACUGUUUUCCUGUAUAUGGAGGGUAACACAGCCUACGGCUAAAUCAAGCAUAAAUUUCUUGCCAUUCCUGACGACGAAAUUGGACACGGGUUUCAAGCACCAAAAACAAACUGAUAUUCUCCAACUCCCUAUUAGGGUUAUGAAUACCCAUGUUCGGUAUUCUCAAGGGAACCUCCGAAUCCGCAGGAAGAAAGAGGCAGACAAUGCACCUGACUGCAUUUGUCCUGUCAUAUAUGACAGGCACGUGUCUUGCAGCUGCAUAGCGCAACAAGCGGUAAGAAGAUUGGGGAAGAGAGAAUCACAUCACCCAAGAGACGGAGAUGCUCAAGUGGGUGCUUCUACUCAGGUCAAACCCGAAUUAGACUAAUACCGGGUUGGUUCUCUCCACCGCCUCGAGACUAAAUUGUGAGUUUGAGAACCGAAUUUGGCGGUGACUUUGACAGCAGCCAGCAACUUUCAAUCGUCGGGACUAUCGGCCGGAUGGGAGGGCCAUGUUGGGGAGAGGAGAGUAUAGUGAAAGGUAUAGAGA
This is a messenger RNA of Aspergillus pseudotamarii, 908 nucleotides long. RefSeq lists its product as uncharacterized. The transcript has a single exon. NCBI's taxonomy places the organism in Eukaryota, Fungi, Ascomycota, Eurotiomycetes, Eurotiales, Aspergillaceae. The coding region runs from base 258 to 746 and encodes 162 amino acids. The record is from RefSeq and is a predicted model, not a curated record.